This is a messenger RNA of Aquila chrysaetos chrysaetos, 2893 nucleotides long. RefSeq names its product family with sequence similarity 177 member A1 (gene FAM177A1). The record is from RefSeq and is a predicted model, not a curated record. Bases 105 to 815 code for a protein of 236 amino acids. NCBI's taxonomy places the organism in Eukaryota, Metazoa, Chordata, Aves, Accipitriformes, Accipitridae. The transcript has 6 exons.
CGCCCCGGCGGGCGGCGUGACGGGCGGUGCCGCCCGGCUGCUCGGCUCCCUGGGCCGCGGCGGGCCCGCUGCCGCCCUCCCCCGGCGCCGCGGCGGGCGGGAGGAUGGAGCAGGGGCUGUCCGCCAUCACCCUCUACUGCGCGCCCGCCGCCGGCCCCGCGGCUGCCGCCUGCGCCAUGGAGCCCGAGCAGGUGAGCGGGACCGGGGCCGGCGGAGUCUCCGCUUCCCGCCGCGCUGCCAAGUUCGGGAAGGCCUCGCAGCAACUUGCAAAUGGAGAUAGAGGCUUUGAGAAUGUGGAGUUGGGUGUCAUAGGAAAGAAGAAGAAAAUUCCAAGGAGGGUUAUUCAUUUUGCAAGUGGAGAAACAAUGGAAGAAUAUAGCACAGAUGAAGAAGAAGAUGAACAAGAGAAAAAAGACCUGUUGCCGCCUGUAGAUCCUACAACGCUCACAUGGGGGCCCUACUUGUGGUUUCACAUGCUGCGAGUUGCCACAUCAACCUUAUCAGUGUGUGAUUUCCUUGGGGAAAAGAUUGCAUCUGUUCUGGGGAUAAGCACACCAAAAUACCAAUAUGCCAUUGAUGAGUAUUACAGAAUGAAGAGAGAGGAGGAAGAGGAGGAACAGGAAAACAAAAUGUCAGAAGAAGCAGAAAGACAGCAUCGGGAACAGCAGAACAAGCCACAAGCUGAAGCUCCUGUCCAGACAGACCAGCCUGAAGCUACAGCAUGCACUUCAUUUGUGAAUGUAAACUUUGAAAAUGAGGGAGAUUGCCAGUCCAUUGGGGAAAAUAAACAAGAUGUAGUUCCUGUCCCUCCUUAAGUGUAAAGCUCUGUAUAAUGUAGGAAACAGGAAGUGUCAGGUGUCACAAUCUGGCUAUAAGAAGCAGGAAAAAUAGGAUUAUACUUGUUCAGUGAAAUACAACUUCUAGAAUUCUUAUUGAUCAGGAGAGAGCUAGGCACUGUCUGUUCAGUCUGUCUGCCUAAUAAAGGCUGAGGCAUUCUGCCAAAUUGGCACUUCAGUUAAAAUGAAAAUUGCACUACAAACAUUGGUCUAAAAUGGAAUGUGUGAGCUAAUUUCUGUGUAAAGCAAGUAAAAAUGUCUUUUCUUUGAAUUGCUGUGUCUCUAACACCACCUGUGGAUUACAGAUGCAGUGCUGUUUCCUACUUCUAAAUGCCUAUUUCUGAUUUGCACAUUGUUUGCAACUUGGCUCUCUAUGAAUAGAUUAAUAGGAAUCAAUAUCCUGUAACUCACAAGUCAUUAUAAUAGCGUCUGAUUUCCCCUAUUUAUUGUCACUAUUGUAUGCAUGUUUGUUUUUUUCUGUUGUUUAAAACAAGAGAUAAUGUUAGAUUUAAUGUUAAUUAGAUUUAAGGGUCCACUGACUUUUUAUUAAAAAAAAAAACAACAAAACUUUAAAGGAGGCUGUAAACACCCUUAACUUAUUAACAAGCACCAGUACUCUUGGAGGCUAAUAGUGCUCAGCUGCUCCAUUCAGUGCUGUAGCAAAGUACAGAACUAGCAACAGUGUAAGAUGUUCUCAGAGUACUAGUCCAAGAAUUAACAGACCCACCUGCUUGAAUACUUUACAUGCUCUGAAUGGUCCUGGGAAAUAAACUCGAGUCUUGCUAAAUUAUACUGAAUGCACUGGACACUGUUUAUGGUACCAAUCUAGAACUACGAAAACUUUUUUGGACAUAGAUUACCUGAGUCAGUGUACUUGAUUAACCUAAACAGACUAUUUGUUUAAUGUUAAAUUACCAGUACGGGAUGUGCCAUUGCAGAUGUUUCCCCCUGCUUUAGCACAGAAUACAUAAAUAACUAUAAAUCACAAAACCAAACUUAGGAUUCUUCCUUUUUCUUAAAUAAACAAAACACUUUGCUGCAAUAUUGCAACAACAGUAAUUUUUAUUUUUGCUUAAGUAAGUGAAAUGCAGGUAGCUCCACAGCUUUUAAGUAGCCUCAAAUACCAGUUAAGGCUAUUUUACCGCAAUGACUGUCAUUCUACUUGUAGCUUGUAAAAGGUGAAUGGUUUACUUUAUGACAAUCAGAUAUUAGUGCCCCAGUUGCUUUCUAUAGAGAAUUGUUCUAGAUAAAGGAGCAGAGAAUGUGCACUAGUUACCAUGUGAAACAUUACUUCUGUCCUUGAGAUUUCUAAGUAAAAUUUAAAAAAUAGUCUUCAGUGAAAUUUUCUGUUGGGUAUCAUCAGAUGUCCCUGGCCUUGGUCCCACUACCAACUAAGGAGCCUGAUGUAACAUUAGAGGCCCAGUAACUUGGCUAUUAGAGUUUCCAGAGAUCAGUUAUGUUUUUCAGACAACCCUCUGCCUGAACUAGUGUCCUGUAGAGCACAAACUCCUUCUCCUCUCAUCCGUCCUUAGCAUUCCAGAACUAUGCUAAAUCUUCUGAGGAGGAUUCAGUCAUCAGCUCUAUUCCAUCUGUUUUGAUACUCUGUUCUUUGCCUCUUUUUGAAUUGUAAGACAGGGUGCUGACAGCUGUGUAAAAUCAUUCCUUAGCCCUGAACAUCUGUAUGGGAGAGCUUGGUUCAACACCUGGGGAAUACACAGAAGAACAGCUUGUUGGGAGUUCUUAUACUGUCAAAGACAGAAAGCUUCACAGCUCAAGAGUAAAACCUUCACAGCUGAAAGAUGCUUUGCUUUUCUGUCAAGAAAUUAAUGUCAGUUGUGUUGUUUUUUCCCCCCUCUCCCUACUAUCUGUUGCAUCAGAAAUGCUCUCACUGCCUUGGGUUUAAACUUCUUUGUAUGAAAUACUGUAUUACUCACUGUGCCUUAACUUAAUCCUUCCUUUUGCAAACUAUAUGAAAGUGGUUACUUUCAUAAUAGUUUAAUUUUUCUGUAAAUGCAUUAAUUGGUUAUUUUAUAUUUAAUAUAAUUUUUGAACUGGAA